AUGCUGACGACGAAAGCGAAGAUGAAGCUGCUGAGGUCAAGUAUCGUCGAGUGCAGUAGCGGGCAUUUAGUGGCUGUACUGUUCACAGUGCUUUUGCCACUGGUCCGGGCGCAGGAUUACGAUGUAACGGACAUCCAGUGUUCGUUUGCAUCGCAGGGCUCCAACCUGGGGGAUAUCAUCACGGCGAGGCUGAAGAAACCGAUCGGCUUCAAGGGGGCACCCCUAUUCGCCGACGACCGGGGCGUGAUUCCGGAAACGGACUUUGCCUGCUCGAUCAAGCACGAUCGUAAAGACGUGAGCGAACUGGCGUACGAUCUGAAGAUUACCGAUUUCUCACGGUGCGGUGUGCUGAAGCGGAAUGGGUUCGUCCACGUCCGCAUCUGGUUCCCGCAGUUUCCGUCGGUCGUCAUGCAAUCCGAUCAGGAACUGAUCAUCAUGUGCAAACCACCGGAACCGACCGUUAUCCAGAACAAGGCCGCCGGAUUCGCGGGAAGCUUUCCACAUGGGGCACGGGUGUCUGGUGUGGUCGAGGAAACACCCGGUCGGCUCGAGUACGAGGUGGCACUGUACAAGGAGGCCCCUCCGAUUGCCCGUAUCAGCGGUAAUCUGGCAGGGCUGAAAAACCACUCCUCGUCAUCCUCACUUCCGGCGGUGACCAACAAUGAGGUGCCGGUAGAUCAGGCGGUCCCAAUCGGUACCAAGCUGCAGCUGCGGGCUCGCAUCAGCUCGCAGAGCGUCUGGAAGUACGUCAAGCUGAUGGAGGUCACCGUGUCGCCGGAUCCAGAUGAUCCGCAUGCGCACGGUUCGGUGUCGUUGGUACGCGAUGGUUGUCGGAACAGGGACUUUGCCUCGAUCAUUCCGCACCAGCCGGCCCGUUACCGCGACAAACCGAAUGAGGUGUUCCUCGACUUCGAGGCGUUCCUGCUGAGCUCGAUGAAGGAACGGAGCACGCUAUGGAUCCACUCGCAGAUUAAGGCCUGCAUGGAUGCGAUGGACUGCCAACCGGACUUUUGUCUGGACAUGUACGAACCGUCCAAGAGACUUGGCAGAAGACGACGGGAGUCGAGUCCACGCAACCGCACGGAGUACACUAAAUUUAAGGAAAACAUUGAAUACACGGUCAUCAUGCCAGGCGAGUACGACGACGCCAUGCGGUAUCAACAAAGCCCCGAGCAGUGCAAGAACUUCGUCGUGAUCUCCGGACUACUAGCGGCUUUGUUAGCGCUCUCAACAAUAAUCACAUGUGGCUUGGCAUCGCGUCUCCAAGGGAACGGCAAGAAGACCAUCGACGAGUUGAAUGCCAAAGGAUAUUCUGGCCGGGCGAUAGUGCAGUAA
Molecule: messenger RNA, 1335 nt
Organism: Anopheles bellator
Lineage: Eukaryota; Metazoa; Arthropoda; Insecta; Diptera; Culicidae
Exons: 7
Coding region: 1-1335 (444 amino acids)
Source: RefSeq, a predicted model, not a curated record